AUGCCACUACGACCGUUUCCCUUUCCUCUGCGAGUCGGCACCGAUCUCUGCAACGUUUCACGGAUCAGGUCCCUGAUCACGCAGAAGCCUAACAGCGCCAAAGGACCGCGGUUGAAAGCAUUUUUGUCCAAGAUUCUGACGCAUCCUGAACGCGCCUAUUUUCGUGGCCGCUUUGGAAACGACGAGUCUGUCUUCCGCAAUACAGACAAUGUUGCGCGUUUUCUCGCAGGCAGAUUCGCAGCCAAAGAAGCAUGCCGCAAAGCCUGCGAUCAUUUGGGGAUAUACACAACGGGCUUCAAGCAUAUCAUGAUCCUUCCGGUCACUACACUUGACCACAGUGAGCACCAGAGUCAAAGACCCCAGGGGCUAAUACUGCACGAAGCUCUACCAGAGCUUGAGAAGCUCGAGGCAGCCAAACAAGCAGCUUUCAACGUGGAGGCACUUGACGGCCAAUUGUGCGAGAUUAGCAUCACCCAUGACGGAGACUUUGCGAGUGCGGUCGCACUUGUGCCGGGUAUGAAGUGA
Molecule: messenger RNA, 525 nt
Organism: Ascochyta rabiei
Lineage: Eukaryota; Fungi; Ascomycota; Dothideomycetes; Pleosporales; Didymellaceae
Product: Holo-[acyl-carrier-protein] synthase
Exons: 2
Coding region: 1-525 (174 amino acids)
Molecular function (GO): magnesium ion binding; holo-[acyl-carrier-protein] synthase activity
Source: RefSeq, a predicted model, not a curated record